This is a messenger RNA of Aspergillus alliaceus, 771 nucleotides long. RefSeq names its product Pyruvate/Phosphoenolpyruvate kinase-like domain-containing protein. Bases 1 to 771 code for a protein of 256 amino acids. The record is from RefSeq and is a predicted model, not a curated record. Gene Ontology annotation, molecular function: aldehyde-lyase activity. NCBI's taxonomy places the organism in Eukaryota, Fungi, Ascomycota, Eurotiomycetes, Eurotiales, Aspergillaceae. Gene Ontology annotation, cellular component: cytoplasm. The transcript has 5 exons.
AUGACAUCUACAGCGAGAUCGACAGGCUUAGAGAGCCAUCAUAAUACUGGCAACGGCCGCCGAUAUGGCGAUAUGAGAGAUUACAUGGCUUCAUCCCAGUUUCAGCCGCAUCGGGCUCGCCAGGCAAUUCAAGAUGCUCACAUGAAGCGGAUCCCGUCUCUUAUCGGCUACUAUGCCGGUCUGGCGGUACCUAUUACGCGAUGGCUGGCACCCAUGGGGUUUGACUGGGAACAUAGCGCGAUGAACGUCGAAACGGACUACGGUAUGUCCAUUAUGGUUCAUGAGACAGCCUUCAUGAGCAACGGACGCACAAUUCCAUUUGUGCGAGUGCCGGGGCACAACGAGGCCAUGAUCGCUUACGCGCUCGGUGCUGGUGCCUCGAUCGUGGCUCCUUACGUCGAAACCGUGGAGCAGGCCAAACCUAUCGUCUGCACCGCCAUUCCGAUAUUUGGCGGGCCUGACCGAUACCCUCUGAACGGCCAGGCAGCCGUCAUAAUUCAAAUUGAAUCACUAGAGGCUAUUCAGAAUCUGGAUGCUAUUCUUACCGAGGUUCCGGAAAUCGACGCCGUUUGGCUGGGGGCUUUAGAUGCUCGUGUCAGGGACUCCUGUCAUCACAAUAAGCCACAUGCUGGUAUCACGUUGGCAAAGGGAGACGAGCUACGCAAGGUUGCGUCGAAAACGGCAAUGUGCAUCACAGCAGCUGAUACGCUGAAACUGGGAGAGUUGAUGGGGGACUUAGCCGCUUCGAAAGAGACCCUUACUCUGAAAUGA